This is a messenger RNA of Ruditapes philippinarum (Manila clam), 1149 nucleotides long. Its product is annotated as mid1-interacting protein 1-like. The coding region runs from base 212 to 733 and encodes 173 amino acids. NCBI's taxonomy places the organism in Eukaryota, Metazoa, Mollusca, Bivalvia, Venerida, Veneridae. The transcript has a single exon. Gene Ontology annotation, biological process: regulation of lipid biosynthetic process. Gene Ontology annotation, cellular component: cytosol. The record is from RefSeq and is a predicted model, not a curated record.
CAUAACGUUUUAGAUGCUCGUAUCGAAUAAAUAAUAUUGAAUGAAUCAAGAGUGGAUAUAGAUCUAGAUCGAUCAUUUAGAUAGUUAAAUUGCAUUAGAUAUACUUUCAAACGGAUACUAGCUUGGAUAUUUAGAUGAUUUUAUUCAUUUAUUUAUUCUAAAUAAAUGAUAUAAAUAUUUGCGGACAUUUUAAACAUAAAAUAACUGUAAAAUGGCUAAUAGAAAACAUCAGAUGUGUGAGAAAUGUAGCAGUCAAUCAUUGAUGUCUGUGUUAAACAAAUUUGUUGAGACAGUGAAUAUUAUGGACGAAAAGGUGAUGGUGCCGAGUCGACUUCGGGACAUGCAGCUCAACCAAAACUCGAACUUGGAACCCACUGAGGAGAACAAUAAUAUGGCUGUGUUACCAUUCACUUCGGGAAACGGUGAGGACUUGUAUAGUUAUUAUGAAAUGAUAAAUGCAGUAAAAGGAGAACUUUUAAGUGGAAAAGGUCCCUUAAGUUCACAUCGGAUAACCAGUUUAAGUGAAUCGGACGGUGAUUCGGACACCCUUAGUGACGAUUCUUCCGAUGACGGUGUGCAACAGGAUGCGGCCACGAAAACCGCUCAGGCAUUUAGACAUCAUUUACAAGGAUUAUUUGGGCUGUUACAUCAAUUGUCGGACACUGCUAAAUUUCUAGGCGACGCGUACGAAGAUCAAGUUGGCGUUAAGAAAACCAAGAAAUUUACUAUCUGAGGAGGCCCGAACGAGUAUUCGAAUAGUGUUCAUUCAUAUUUAUCAAUGCAAAAUUCGUCGAAUAGCUUCGUCAAUGAGGUCAAAGUAAACAUUUGCAAUUAUUCAUCCAACGCAAUUAAAGAUGCAUGCAUCACGCAUUUUGAACAUUAAAUAACGCUCACGUGCCUGCUGUACGCACAAACGCCGUUCAUAACACACGUGACACUGACAGUUGACAGGUGAAAAAAUUACAGCAAAAUAAUAUUUGACAGCAGAGUUUCGUAAUGAGUGCCUUAAGUACACUUUUCAGUGUCAAAAUGUGUUGGAUAAUAUCUAAGUCUAUUAUUUACCUUAAAUUUCCUCUAAUCUUUGUUUUAUUAAUUUUAUUUUUCAUUUAACUGAUAUAUUACGUUAUUUUAUUGAAGGUUUCAUUAACU